UCCUGCUCCCCAUCCCCUCCUCCUCCCGCCCUGGGCCCCCCCUGCCAGCCAUGGAGGACCUGGAUGCCCUGCUGUCUGACCUGGAGAACACAACCUCUCACAUUCCCGCCCGGCCCGGGGCGCCACGCGAUCACCCUCCCGAGUCUCUGACUCCUCCCCCACCCUAUAGCCACCCGCAGCAGCCAGGGCCGGGGGACCCAGCCUCUGGUGCUUCUGGGGAGAAGGACCACCUGUACAGUACGGUGUGUAAACCGAGGUCCUCGAAAGCACCGGCGUCCCCAGCGACUCCUGCGCCCCCGUUCUCCUCCUCGAGCGGGGUGCUGGGGGCUGGGCUCUGUGAGCUGGACCGAUUGCUGCAGGAGCUCAAUGCCACCCAGUUCAACAUCACAGAUGAGAUCAUGUCCCAGUUCCCCUCCAGCAAGGGGGCUGACAGGGAACGGAGGGAGGAGAAGGCGAAGGAGACAUCCGAGGAGAAGCCGGCCGGCAAACCCGCCAGCACCCCAGCCCCUCCCCAGCCGAAGCCUUCGGCCAACUCGGCCACUUCGGCCACCCUGGAGCUGGACAAACUGAUGGCCUCUCUGUCCGACUUCCGCGUCCAGAACCAUCUCCCGGCCCCCGGCCCGGCCCAGCAGCCCGUGCUGUCUUCGGUGACCCCGGCCCCGGCCCGGACCCCACCUGCCGCUUCCAGCCCGUCCCCCACCGAGGCCGCCAAGGGAGCGCCGGCGGCAGAGGGGAGCCUGGACAGCAUGCUCGUCCUGCUCCAGUCCGACCUGAGUCGCCAGGGCGUCCCCACGCAGGCCAAGGGGCUCUGCGGCUCUUGCAGCAAGCCCAUCGCCGGGCAGGUGGUGACGGCGCUGGGCCGUGCCUGGCACCCGGAACACUUCCUGUGCGGGGGCUGCAAUUCAGCCCUGGGAGGAAGCAGCUUCUUCGAGAAGGAUGGUGCUCCCUAUUGCCCUGAGUGCUACUUCCAGCGCUUCUCCCCCCGCUGUGGCCUCUGCAACCAACCUAUCCGCCACAAAAUGGUCACUGCUCUGGACACCCACUGGCACCCGGAACAUUUCUGCUGUGUCAGUUGCGGGGAGCCAUUUGGAGACGAAGGCUUCCACGAGCGUGAGGGCCGCCCGUAUUGCCGCCGGGACUUCCUGCAGCUGUUUGCUCCGCGCUGCCAAGGGUGCGCAGGACCCAUCCUGGAGAACUACAUCUCGGCCCUCAGUGCCCUCUGGCACCCGGACUGCUUUGUCUGCCGGGAGUGCUUCGCGCCCUUCUCCGGCGGCAGCUUCUUCGAGCACGAGGGCCGACCCCUGUGCGAGAGCCACUUCCACGCGCGCCGGGGCUCCCUGUGCGCGGCCUGCGGGCUCCCGGUCACCGGCCGCUGCGUCUCGGCCCUGGGCCGCCGAUUCCACCCCGACCACUUCACCUGCACCUUCUGCCUGCGCCCACUCACCAAGGGCUCCUUCCAGGAGCGGGCCGACAAGCCCUAUUGCCAUCCCUGCUUCCUCAAGCUCUUCGGCUGAGGAGGCCCCACCCUGCCCCCGCAGGCUCUGCCCCCGCCACCCUCCAGACCCCUUCAGAAGUAGAAGCCAAACCCCUGAGACAAGCCCCGCCGUGGCAGGAGCCCCGAAACUUUAGUAGCCCCACACCUCUUGGGGACAACAGUUGGGAUGGAGGCCCUGAGGAAGCCCCCUUAGAGGCCCCAGGGAGACCCCAUGGAAGCCCUGUGGAAUCCCCGUGGAGAUCCGGUCUGGGGGCUUCUGGGAGAGACUUUGGGCCAGCACCCCCACUUGUCUGUGCCCUGAAUCCCAUCCUCUUGCCUUGUGCCCCAUCCUUUAUAUCUCAGACCCCAUCCUCAGUGUCCUGGACCUCAUCCUCUGGGUGCUGGUCUCUGUCCUCGGGGCCCUUGGCCCCAUCCAAUGUGCCUUGGGCCCCGUCCUAUGGGGACUAGGCCCCGUUCUUUGGGCCCUGGGCCCCAUCUUCUAGGUGUUGGAUUCAGUCCUCUGUGGCCUGGAUCCUGUUCUUUGGGCCCGAGCCCCCUCCUCUGGGUGCUGGACUCAGUCCUCUCUGACCUUUCUCCCAUUAUUUGGGCCCUAGGCCCCAUCCUCUGGGGGUUGCACUCCUUUGUCUGUGCCCUGGAUCCAGUUGUUUGGGCCUUGGGCCCUGUCCAAUGUGUCCUGGGCCCUGUCCCCUCUACCCUGGGCCCCUUCCUCUGGAAACUGGGCUCCAUUCUCUGGGUUCUGGGCCCCAUCCUCUGGCCCUGGGCAGAGCCAAUUGGCUCAAUUCCUCCCAGGGAGGGGCAAGUCCUCCCCCACUCAAAGGAAGGUGUUUUCGGGCAGAAUCCAGAAACAUCGUGAUCUUGCUGGGCAGAUGGGGAUAUCUAGAACCAUCUUGACUUCCUGAAUUGUGAGGUGGGGGCUGCGGGAGUUGCUCUUUGGCUCUGGGAAAGGGCUCACGUGUUUUUGGGGUCCCUGCCCCCUCACUGCUGUACUCACUAAGCUCUCAUAUAAAGACACAUUCCACAGACUGGCUCUGCCUUCCUGCCUGCCUCAGAGCCUUCCUCUGGGGCCAUCAGAUGUCCCACCUCCACCUUCAGUUGUCUCUGCCUGCCCGGUGUUGUCGGUUCCUGGUCCUUUUAAAUCUUGCCAAGGGAUUCCCUUUUGCUGGCUCUCCCUCUGCCCUCUCUGGCUGUCCCCCUCCCUCCCCUGUGCUCCCUGGCUUUCCAGCAGGAUCCCCAGCUCCCCUCAGCCGCUCUUCCCCGUCUUCCCUUUCCGUCCUCGGCUCU
Messenger RNA from Tachyglossus aculeatus (Australian echidna), 2776 nucleotides. RefSeq names its product transforming growth factor beta 1 induced transcript 1 (gene TGFB1I1). The coding region runs from base 51 to 1514 and encodes 487 amino acids. The record is from RefSeq and is a predicted model, not a curated record. NCBI's taxonomy places the organism in Eukaryota, Metazoa, Chordata, Mammalia, Monotremata, Tachyglossidae. The transcript is spliced from 11 exons.